AUGAGCGACGUCAACAAAGACAGAGGUAUACUGCCUAGUUCAGGUAUACAUCAGACGAAACGUGAACCAGCAGGUAGCACGGCUACCCCCAUGAUAAACGAUGCGCAAAAAGUACCUGCAAUAGCUGCCCCCAUGAUAAAUGAUGCGCAAAAAGUAUCUGCAAUAGGAGGAUUUAUUGCAGGAGGUCUAGCUGCAUGUGGAGCAGUCACAUUCACAAAUCCAAUAGAGUUGAUAAAAACAAGGAUGCAACUACAAGGAGAGUUAUCUAAAAGUCAAAAGGGUGAGGCUAAAAUGUACAAAAACCCGUUUCAAGCAUUUAAGGUCAUAUAUCAGCAUGAAGGUUUAAGGGGUCUACAACAAGGACUAUUAUGUGGAUACUAUUAUCAGUUGGGACUUAAUGGAUGUAGAAUCGGGCUUUAUGAACCUAGUCGGCUUUGUCUCACAAAAUUACUCGCACCUUCCAAAAUAAAGGAUGAUGGAGUUUUAGUUGGUAAUUUGUUUAUCAAUGUGCUUGCUGGAUUUAUAUCUGGCGCAGCUGGUGCUGUUUUGGCAUCUCCCUUCUUUUUGAUCAAAACGAGAAUGCAAUCGUUUUCCAAAACUGGUGCCGUGGGACAACAGACCCAUUAUUUGGGUGCUUGGGAUGGACUCAAACAAAUUUAUACCCACGAAGGGUUCAAAGGAUUAUACCGAGGAGUAGAUGCAGCGGUAUUGAGGACCGGUGCAGGAUCGGCUGCUCAAUUGCCCGUAUACUACUUGACCAAGAAUUUUGUGUUGAAGCACCAUAUUGCUCAAGAUGAUAGUUUUUUGUUGCACUUUAUAAGUGCUUCAAUGGCAGGGUUGGGCGUUGCAGUUGUAAUGAAUCCAUGGGACGUUGUUUUGACGAGAAUGUAUAAUCAAAAGGGCAAUUUGUAUAAAAACCCUUUAGAUUGUUUUAAAAAGAUUGUUGCAAUUGAAGGGCCCAUGGCGUUAUAUAAGGGGUUUUGGGCCCAAUUAUUCCGAGUUGCGCCUCAUAGUAUAUUGACUUUAAUGUUUAUGGAGCAGUGUAUGAAGGUGCCAAAGCAGCUCCAAAAAGGUGCCAAGGCAACUCCAAAACAGCUCCAAAAAGGUGCCAAAACGGAGCCAAUACAGAGCCAAUACGGAUCAGAGACUAUAGAUGGGGACAAAAUAGACAAUAGACAAUAG
Messenger RNA from Lodderomyces oxycetoniae, 1182 nucleotides. It is a transcript of the gene OAC1, whose product is annotated as Oac1p. Lineage: Eukaryota; Fungi; Ascomycota; Pichiomycetes; Serinales; Debaryomycetaceae. Bases 1 to 1182 code for a protein of 393 amino acids. The transcript is spliced from 2 exons. The record is from RefSeq and is a predicted model, not a curated record.